Molecule: messenger RNA, 2764 nt
Organism: Monopterus albus (swamp eel)
Lineage: Eukaryota; Metazoa; Chordata; Actinopteri; Synbranchiformes; Synbranchidae
Gene: cdt1
Product: chromatin licensing and DNA replication factor 1
Exons: 10
Coding region: 190-2316 (708 amino acids)
Biological process (GO): regulation of DNA-templated DNA replication initiation; mitotic cell cycle; DNA replication checkpoint signaling
Cellular component (GO): nucleus
Molecular function (GO): DNA binding; DNA polymerase binding
Source: RefSeq, a predicted model, not a curated record
AUUUUCUGUAAUGCAGCACAAUGUCAAUAAGUACAAACAACACAAUGACUACAUGCUCCGUUCACCCUCACACCUCAUCCAGGAGGCGACCGGAUGGGGCGUGGCUUUGUUGAUUUCGCGCGAAGAUUCCUUUCUUCUUCCUGUGAAGUGUGAGCAUAUCCGGAGGUUUAGUGUAGAUGGGCGCUAUUUAUGUGGUCGCCGAUUUUGGUUUGCAGUGGAUUUGUGCAGUUUUUCGUGUCCGUCAUUAGCAGCAGUAGCACCGGAAUGUCUCAGGCUCGAGUUACUGAUUUCUUUUCCCAGCGGAAAAAAGGCAUCGGCGGUCCGGUGAAAGCAGCCAAGCAGCGCAGCCGCGGCUCUCUGGGCGAUACCACAACAAGGUCGAGGUCCUGUAAAAACAAAGAUGCUUUCCUGUGUUCGUCCUCCGUCCAUGAGGAGUUUGUCCGAGUUAUCGACGAGGCAGCAGGGCUAGACGAUGGAGUGUCUGCCACCAGCAACACCGCUAAAGAGUUCCCCUCCAGUCCCCGGACGCCGAAGCGGACCUCGGCGGACGCAGAGUUCGACCUGGGGGCACCCGUGUUGUCUGCUACCGCCAACCACAGCACGGCCAAGAAGAGACGACAAGUGGAGGCCGUCAGAGACACGAAAACGAACGCUCCGGAGAAACCAACAAAGAAGACGGCCAGGAAGAAACUUGUCCUCUCCCAGGACGCACAGCGGGCUGCAGCCCAGCCCCUGGCCGGUGACGUGAGCCAGCAGCCGGCAGCCCACGGUGCUGAGGACCAUGGUAAAGCCACCGGCCGGAACACUGGAGGACAGGCCGGCAAGGUAACGACUCUGUGUAAAGAGGACAUUGCAGCCCUCAAGUCUCGCCUUCAGCGGAUCAAGAAACAUGCAGAGCAGUUCACAAGUUCUGCUUCCUCUGCUACAGUCUCCACAUCCCCCUCUUUGUCCUGUCCAGCUGUUCCAGCAUAUAAUGAUACUAACCCCCCGAUUCCCCAAGCCACCACCGCCACCCUCCUCAGCCCUGAUGCUAAGGACAUCAAGCUGACUGUUGCACGAGCCAAAGAGCUGGCAGCUAAAGCUCAGCAGAUUAACGAGGAGAGGGAGGCUGAGGAGAGCAAGCAGAGCGAGAUACAAACCCAGAGCAGUGUGGAGCAGCCAGCGUACGAGCGGUACCACACUCUCGCCCAGGCAACCCCUCCAGGCCUGUCUCUACCGUACCAGUACAAGGUGCUGGCUGAGAUGUUCAGGAGCAUGGACGCUGUGGUGGCCAUGCUGUACAACCGCUGUGAGACAGCCACCUUUGCCAAGGUCAAACAGGGAGUUCAGGACAUGAUGCACAAGCGGUUUGAGGAGAGCCAUGUGGGUCAGAUAAAAACAGUGUUUCCACAGGCCUACAUGUUCAGACAGGAAAAGAACAUCCCAUCCUUCAGUAGCAGCAUUAAGAAGGGCAGCUACCAGCUGACUGUGGAGCCUGGCAUUCGCUCUGACCAGAAAAAUGUGCGACCUGUCCUGUCAGCCUCUCAUCUGCUGGAAAGAAGGCAGAUCUUCCACUUGAACCUGGUCUCCAUUGUCAAACAGCACCACAAGGUGUUCCUCUCGUCAUUGGAUCCUCCGAUGUCUGUUCCAGAAGACAAACUGACCCGCUGGCACCCUCGGUUUAAUGUGGACACUGUACCAGCCAUACAGAUGAGCUCACUGCCGCAGCCUCCUCAGGCUGACAGACUGGCCACAGCUCAGGAGGUGCUGGACAAGGCCCGCUCACUCAUGACACCCAAGAUGGAGAAGGCUCUGGUUUCCUUGACUCUGAAGACAGAAGACAAAACUGCAAAAAGUAAAGAGCCACCACCACAGAGCCCAGCGGCCCCCUACACAACAGCUCCAUCACCUACCGCUGCAGCUCAGGUCCCAGCUGCCCUGAAAGGAGUGUCCCAGUCCCUGCUGGACAGGAUUCGGGCAAAGGAGGCCCAGAAGCUCCAGGCAGCCAUGACCCGAAACGUUGCCCAGGAAGAGCGCCUGCUGAUGAUGUCGAGGCUCGGGGAGCUGGCAAGGAUUCUCCGGAACGUUUUUGUUGCAGAGAAGAAACCAGCUUUAAUCAUGGAAGUGGCCUGUAACAGGAUGGUGGCCAGCUACAGGUCUGCUCUGAGCACAGGUGAAAUGGAGAAACACAUCCGUCUGCUGGCAGAAGUGGCUGCUGAUUGGCUGACUAUCCAUCCAAUCAGGAAGGAUGUCUACCUGAAGCUGAACAAGAACAUGGAGCUGAGCGUUGUUCUGGACAAACUAGGCAGCAGGCUCCAAGAGGAGGAGCGACUCUGAGACUUCACUUAGACACUUCAGUCUGAACGUUGGACGAGGUUCCUGCUGGAUGAGCUGCCAGCAGAGUGAAGGCUAGUUGCUUUGAAGUGUAGGGUUGUUUUUGUUUUUAAGUGACUUUCACUGGUUUGUUGACAGCAGAUACACGUGUCUGACAUUUGGCAUUGUGCCCUGCGCUUUAGCUGAUCUGGAUACAGCUCAGUGACUCUUGAAUGACAAGACCUAGUCCUAGUAUUCUCACCAUCCUCCUGUGGUGUUGACUGUUUUAACCCCACUUCCUGAGACUGAUGUGCUUUGACUUUUUAUUCCCCCUCACUGAAGGUGUAAUGUUGGUGUGCACAGACCUCCUUCCAGUCUUAACUGGGAUCAGUUUUCUGCUAUGUAGAGCAGAUGAGUGUUUACAUUUUAAAGGUUGCUGUUUAAUGUUUAAGAAAUACAAUCAUUUGUCAGA